Molecule: messenger RNA, 1758 nt
Organism: Arxiozyma heterogenica
Lineage: Eukaryota; Fungi; Ascomycota; Saccharomycetes; Saccharomycetales; Saccharomycetaceae
Gene: CCA1
Product: tRNA adenylyltransferase
Exons: 1
Coding region: 1-1758 (585 amino acids)
Biological process (GO): tRNA 3'-terminal CCA addition
Molecular function (GO): ATP:3'-cytidine-cytidine-tRNA adenylyltransferase activity; CC tRNA cytidylyltransferase activity; RNA binding
Source: RefSeq, a predicted model, not a curated record
AUGUUUAGUAGAUCAUUUGUAAACUUUGGUAGUAGUAUCGGUGUUUUAACCAAUUCAUAUAAACCCAGAAUAUAUAGAAUAAUAACAACAACAACAACAACAAGGGAAAACAGAAGAACUAUAACAAUGUCUGAACCUUCACAGCACUAUAAAGUUGCUGAAAGAAUAGUGUUGAGUGAAACAGAAUCUAAAAUAUGUGAUCUUUUGAAAGAUUACUGCAACUAUUACAACAAUACUAACAAUUCCGCUGCUAGCAAUGAAGCAUUGGUGUUAAGAAUCACCGGGGGUUGGGUUAGAGAUAAACUUUUGGGUCAAGGAUCUCAUGAUUUAGAUAUAGCUAUAAAUAAAAUGUCUGGUGAACUCUUCGCUCACGGGCUAAACGACUAUCUUCGCCAAAAUUAUUCAAAAUACGGUAUAAAACCUCAUUCCAUCCACAAAAUCGAUAAAAAUCCUGAAAAAUCUAAACAUUUGGAAACAGCAACAACUAAACUGUUCGGCAUCGAGGUUGACUUCGUUAAUCUGAGAUCCGAAGAGUACACAGAACUCUCAAGAAUACCCAUCGUAAACUUCGGUACCCCUGAACAAGACGCCUUGAGAAGAGACGCUACUCUAAACGCCCUAUUCUACAACAUCCAAACUGACUCCAUCGAAGAUUUCACAGGGAAAGGUUUGUCGGACUUGAAAAAUGGAAUCUUGAGAACCCCGCUCCCACCAAAACAAACUUUCCUGGAUGACCCCCUGCGUGUCUUGAGGCUGAUUAGAUUUGCUUCAAGAUUCAACUUCAAAAUCGACCGCAAUGUCUUGAAGGAAAUGAGCGACCCAGAAAUCAACAAAUCCUUCAACUCAAAAAUCUCUCGUGAGCGGAUCGGUGUGGAGAUGGAAAAGAUCCUCUCCGGUCCAAACCCCUUGACUGCGUGGAAACUGAUCCAAAUCUCAAACUUGGAAAAUGUUAUCUUUUUUUGGCACUGUAAUGAAUCCGUCAUCGAAUUCAACAAAAGACAAAACUUCUCCAAUGUUGACAAGAUUGAAAAAGUUUAUCGGUCAGGUCUAUUGAACAAGCAUAUGUCUCGGUUCAACUCGCAAUAUCCCGCUUUUAUUGAAGAUGUAUUGAAAUCAAAUCCCUCAUUGCAAAAUAAACUGUUGACUGAUAAACAAUUGAGACAAAAUUUUAUGCUUGGAUCAUCUUUGUUACCAUUCCACGAUAUGAACAUCAUUGCAUUUCCACAAAAGAAAUUAAAUAAUACAGCCCCUGUUAUUGAAUGUAUCAUAAAGGAUGGGCUAAAAAUGAGUAAGAAUGACGCUGCAGUGGUCUCGCAAGUGGCACAAUCAAUCUCAAAAUAUAGCUACAUUGUAACUCUUUUCAAUACUAAUAUCGGUAGUACUAAUAGUGCUUCUGUUUUAAAAAGAUCGCAAAUUGGUCUUUUCAUCAGGUCCUUUAAGGGUAACUGGAUGUUAGUUCAUUUAGUAGCUUUAUUCAAUGAUCUUUUGAAUUCAGAUGGUUUACAAAAGAUUAAUCCUACUAUCAUUCAGGAAUAUGAUAGUUUCUAUAAUAUGAUUCUACAAGAAAAUUUACAAGACUGUCAUUCAUUAAGACCUUUGAUUGAUGGGAAAUCCUUACAAAAGAUACUUAACAUGAAACCAGGUCCCUGGAUGGGGAAUAUUAAUGAUAAACAAAUAGAAUGGCAAUUCGAUAAUCCAACAGGUACAAAGGAGCAAUUGAUUAAAUAUAUACAAAGAAUUUUAUCAAACUGCAUUUAG